Molecule: messenger RNA, 1194 nt
Organism: Pteronotus mesoamericanus
Lineage: Eukaryota; Metazoa; Chordata; Mammalia; Chiroptera; Mormoopidae
Gene: CIMAP2
Product: ciliary microtubule associated protein 2
Exons: 10
Coding region: 1-1194 (397 amino acids)
Source: RefSeq, a predicted model, not a curated record
AUGGCGGUGAAGUGGUUCACCGGGGCGCCCUUCGGGGUGCAGAGCCACAGGUUUGAUGUCUCCGCCGUUCACCCCAACCAGAAGAAGAUGAGCACCUUCACGGAGGUCCCGUACUCCAGGCUUCAUUCCGUAGCAAUGUCCCACAUAGGACCUGGGACCUAUGCCAGCAAGGGCACCUGCUUCAGCAAGCAAAAGCUGAAGGAGGAGGUGGGCACGGGCUGGGCCAAGGCCCAGGAAGCCACGCGGCUGACCCAGCUGCCUCACUUCCAGUACCAGCCCAUCAUAAGGGAGAGGCGGCUGCAGAAGGAUAAGCUGGGGCCCGGCACCUACAACUUCAAAGACUUCUUAGAACAGCUGCAGCAGAAGCCAUGCAGCACCCGGGGGCUGCUCAGCUCUGGGGAGGUCCGCUUCCGAGGACACAUCGGGAACUCCUAUCCAGGCCCUGGAAAUUAUGGCAAGAAAGGCAACCCGUACACAAAGCUGGAGGAGAAGGCCUGGAACCGCUCUCAUUCUGAGGGCCUCAUGAGCAGGAUGACCAACAAGCCGCCGCCCUUGGCUCAUCAGGGUAGUGGUCUGGCACCAUGCACCUACUCCUUCAAAAGUGGCAUAGAGGCAUGCUUGGAACGAUCCAUGGGCACCCGAGGCCCCUAUGAUAUUUUCUCUGGUGAUCGAAGCAAGCCCCAGCCUUAUGGACAUUACUCUAUGCAGAAAAAAAAGCCCAGGGAACUGAUUGGCUUCAAGAGCUUCGUGGAAGAACUUAACUCCCGUGACAAUAAGAAGCGUGGGGCGUUUUCAAAACUUUCCCGCAACCCGACAACCCCUACAGAGAGGAUUUGCUGGUCCACCCUCAGCCAGUGUCCUCGAAAACUAGGCCCCAGCAUGUGGCUUCCUCCAGAGAAGGAGUGCAGACACACCAACCACCCACCGUUCCUGCUGUCCUCCAAGCGGACGGGCUUACGGGCCUACCAGAUGUUUCUGGGAAGCUGGAACCCUGUGGGUGUGGGCCGCUACUUCAACACCUGGCCAAUGGAGAUGAAGGACCACCGGCAGCGAUAUCGGUCCCUGUUCUUGGGAGAAUCCAAACGCUACCCGUCGGACCCAGACCGGGACAGAUUCUUGCAGGAAAGGAUCACACCGUUUACUAAGGGGAAGUGCCCUCCAACUGUGGAUUACAAUUCAGAUCCUACUCCUUAA